This is a messenger RNA of Triplophysa rosa, 3012 nucleotides long. RefSeq names its product PDZ domain containing RING finger 3a (gene pdzrn3a). The record is from RefSeq and is a predicted model, not a curated record. The transcript is spliced from 9 exons. Gene Ontology annotation, molecular function: protein binding; zinc ion binding; ubiquitin protein ligase activity. Gene Ontology annotation, biological process: protein ubiquitination; neuromuscular junction development. NCBI's taxonomy places the organism in Eukaryota, Metazoa, Chordata, Actinopteri, Cypriniformes, Nemacheilidae.
CUUGGCACUUGUGUGCCAGUCACCCUCGAGUGAGGACUACUUUCUCUUUAUUGCUGGUUACUUAAUAUCGAAAUCAUGGGCUUUGAUCUUGAUCGUUUCGAGAGUACCGUAGAGCCGGACCUCAUCUGUAAACUGUGUGGCAAAGUUUUGGAGGAGCCUCUGACCACUCCGUGUGGACAUGUGUUCUGCGCUGCCUGCGUGCUCCACUGGCUCUCCAAAGUCAACAGCUGCCCCGUCCAGUGUCAGAAGAUGUCCCUUAAAGAACUGAACCACGUCCUGCCCCUGAAGAGCCUCAUUCUGAAACUGGAUAUUAACUGCGACUACCGCGACCGGGGCUGUAACAGAGUGAUGAAGCUCCAGCAUCUCUCAGAGCACAUUGAGAACUGUGACUUCUCUCCGGUGAGAUGCAGGAAUGAAGGAUGCGACGCGGUGCUCAGUCUGAAGGACGUCGCGUCACACAUGCGGGAGGAAUGCGAACACAGACCGGUGGAGCUUUGUGCGGAUGGAUGUGGACUGAUGCUCAGCCUCAAAGAGAAGUCGGACCACCGCUGUCUUGAGGCGCUGAAGACGCACAGCGGGUUUCUCCAGGGCAAAGUGCUGGAUUUGGAGAGAGAGCUGAAGCGCCGGCGCUUGAGGUUCAGUAGGAGGGAGAGAUCGCUCCUUUCCAAACUUUCUGCGCUUCACUGCGAACUUCACAUGACCGAGUACAAGGGCAGGAUUGACGCGCUGCAAAACAGUUGCAUCCCUUUCAAUAAGGAAGAAGAAACGGCGACCCUCAAUGUGACCCUCCACAGAGCAUCAGGAUGUCUCGGAUUUAAUAUCAUUGGAGGAUGGUCAUGUGAGGGACAGGAGGGCGAUUCCAGCAAUGGGAUCUAUAUAUCAAAGGUUUUGGAGAAUGGAACAGCAGAAAAGAGUGGACUGCACGUUCAUGACAGGAUCAUUGAGGUGAAUGGAAGGAACCUUUCCCAGGCCACACACGAUCAAGCAGUAGAGGCCUUUCAAACAGCCAAAGAGCCCAUUGAGAUUCGGAUAUUGCGCAGGAAAGCACAAAAGACUCUUGUGCCGGUCCAGAGUGUGGACAGCAGUACUCAAACCAACAUUACUUUCAAAUAUCUGAAACAUAUAGAGGCUAUGGUCAAGCUUCCCUCUCCAUCAUUGCCAUUGGGUAUGGCUGUGCUGGACACUUUCCUUAUACCCACUGACUGUCACAUGACAAGACAUGAUUCACCUUCCCAACCAGACUUCUUCGUCGGCACACAGGAAGCCAUUGAAAGUAGAGGACUUGAAUAUGAGAUUCAUCCAGAUGGUGUUACAGCAAAAAAUGGCAGAAUCCAGGAGAGAGACCAGAUUAUCCAGAUCAAUGGUGUGGACAUCCAGAGCCAUGAGGAGGCAGUGAGACCUUUAACAGAGGUGGAAAGCAAAAAUGUGACCCUCCUAGCGGCUCGACCUCAAAAUCAGGGCAAUUGCUUGCUGGAGGAUAGAAACCACUUCGUAGAUGACUUGCGCAUUGAUAUGUCGAAGCAUCAUCGGGCCAUGGAGUUCACUGCAAGAAUGCUGAAGGAGAGCAGACAUGAAGAUGAUGGAGGUACUACUGAUACGGCAACUAUACAGUCCAACCUUCACGAGAAAGACAGCGGUGUGGGGCGCACAGAUGACAGCACUCGUAAUGAUGAAAGCUCCGAGCAGGACAUCUUGGGUGACGACGUGACUUCUGUUUGAGACACACUUCCAGGAAACCACAAAAAAUGUAACUAUGGCCAAGACACUAUGGAAAGUAGAGACAUACAUCUAAGCAAUGACUCCUCGUUGUCUGUUGACAAUGGAGACAGCGGAAGAUUCCUGGAUUCGCCUGGCAUGGUGUGCAAACGCUUCCGGGAACUGCUUGAACUGAAAUGCACGCCGAAUGGAAGCAGUCCUUGUGAAUACGUGGAGCACGAUGCCAAGCUAUACGGAGAAAGAGUUAGUUUGGACAGUGAAGAACUGGAUGUUCAGAUGCUCAAUGAGGAACUGCUGAAAAUUGAGCUAGAGUGUCUACGCAUCAUACAGGCACAUAGUCUUCAAACCGGAGAAGGUGAACCAUCGAGCAAUGAUUCUGGUACAAAGCACUUGACAAGUGUGGAAAAAGUCCAUCAAGACGGGAAGCAAGCGGACAAGGAAAGCUCUAGUGCUUACAACACUGGAGAAAGCGGUUGGAGUAUCCCUCCUCCUGAUGAACUUUCUCCUGACUUUCAAAGUGUGGUUACCAAAGACAAGGGAAUAAAUUCUCCUGUGCACGGACGCAACUCAUCCAAACCAUGCCCCAAGCAUCCUCUUUCUCCAAUUCAAGAAACCAGCUCCAAAAGUCACUCUCCUCAAGGGAAUUCAGAGGUCCUGAAUGGGGCAAAAACAAAGCAGAAUGUUAAGAAGACCCCAGGGAAAUGUCAAUCCCUAUAUAUCCCAGCCCACGCCCAACAUUACAAAAGCUACAUGCACCUUAUCCAGCAAAAGUCAGCUGUCGAGUACGCCCAGAGUCAAAUCAGCUUAGUCAGCCUUUGCAAGAACCCAACUCCCUGUUUCUCCAGGCCCAAGAUGGAGUGGAAGGUAAAAAUCCGCAGCAACGGAACACGGUACAUCACCAAAAGACCUACAAGGGAUCAGCUGCUGAAGGAACGUGCAUUGCGCAUUCGUGAAGAACGCUGCAGCGUGACAACCGAUGACGAUGCGACGAGCGAACUCAAACUGGGUCGAUACUGGAACAAGGAGGAGCGCAAGCAGCACGUAGUACAUGCGAAGGAACAACGGCAAAGGCGGGAACUGAUCAAGCAGGGUCGUAUUGAGCUGGGUGGUGCUAGGGAUGACAAGGCGGCACCAGAUAUUAUUCAGCUCAGCCACAAAAAGAUGACGAGGAGAAGGAAUAAGAGGAUUCUUGAUAACUGGAUGACCAUUCAGGAGCUGCUGACACAUGGUACGAGGUCAACAGAUGGGACAAGACUAUAUAAUUCCUUUCUUUCGGUGACUACAGUGUAAGGGAUU